Colias croceus (clouded yellow) is the source of this 1114-nucleotide messenger RNA. RefSeq names its product optic atrophy 3 protein homolog. The record is from RefSeq and is a predicted model, not a curated record. Gene Ontology annotation, cellular component: mitochondrion. Lineage: Eukaryota; Metazoa; Arthropoda; Insecta; Lepidoptera; Pieridae. The transcript has 4 exons. Gene Ontology annotation, biological process: regulation of lipid metabolic process. The coding region runs from base 189 to 977 and encodes 262 amino acids.
UCAAAUUGGGAUGAAUUAGAUAAUUCUCGCCUCUCGGUCACUUUUAAAUUUCGCAUUUAAGUCACCAAAGGUGUUCCAGUCCAGUGUAUUUAAUUAUGGAUUAUAGUUGAUUAACUAUUAAGUACAAAAUAGUGAUAAUUUUCGAAUAAAUUACAUUUUUCUCGAUCGAACGAUACUUAUUUUUCAACAUGGUUGUUGGUGCUUUCCCUAUAGCUAAACUCUCCGUGUUAUUGGUGAAGCAAAUAAGCAAACCUAUUGCCAAUAUUUGUAAGGAAAGAGCGAAAAAUAGUCCCUUUUUCAGAACCUAUGUUUGUAUGCCUCCCGCUCAAUUUUAUAACUGGUGCGAAGUAAAAGCGAAAAUGUGGAUAUUAAACUUAGGAAAACCAGUCAAUAUUCCAGUCCUAAGUCAAGACAUGGCUAUUGAACUAGGGGCUAAUCUCCUUGGAGAAACUGUUAUAUUUGUUAUUGGGGCUGGUUUGCUUAUAAUUGAAUACAACAGACAAAGCAAAAAAGAAGCAGCUAAGGAAGCUAAGCGUGAAGAAGAAAUGAAACAUAUAACAGGAACCAUAACAGAUUUAUACUUCACUGUUCAACAACAGCAAACACAGCUUAGAGAAAUGGAGAGAUUAAUUCAUUCAAUUGGUGACAAGAAACCAGAUGGUCCACCUAAAGGUCCUUCUGGUUAUAAACCCCCAGGGGGCUCAUCACCAGGAGUAACUUCCCCAACAAACCAACCCAAAACUGAAAAUAUAAGUUAUUCUCAUUAUAUACAAUCAUCAGCACCUUACCCCAACAAUGGAAUUAUUCUACAAUCACUCAACUAUAUACAAAUGGAUGUAUUAAGUUCUGUCUUCGUACAAACUCCCAAACAAGAAAGAAAAAAGGUUGUAGAAAAAAAUAACAACUAUCAACGAGAGCCUGCAUUGCUUUCAGAGGCUCUUCAUAACAUAGAAAAUAAUUUUAGAAGUUUGUUUUGAAAAUAUCAAUGAAAGUAUUUUGUAAUGUUAUUUAUUUUUUGUAGACAAAACAGAGUAUUCUUUACAUCCUGCAGAUUGAUAAUAUGCAGAUAAUCUUGCAUAUUUAUUUUAAUCUUUGUGAAAUAAAUGGGGUUGAU